This is a messenger RNA of Doryrhamphus excisus (bluestripe pipefish), 810 nucleotides long. RefSeq names its product catechol O-methyltransferase-like. Gene Ontology annotation, molecular function: catechol O-methyltransferase activity. The record is from RefSeq and is a predicted model, not a curated record. NCBI's taxonomy places the organism in Eukaryota, Metazoa, Chordata, Actinopteri, Syngnathiformes, Syngnathidae. Gene Ontology annotation, biological process: catecholamine catabolic process; developmental process; dopamine metabolic process.
AUGAACUUAUGGGUCGUCGCGGUCACAUCCGGCACGCUGCUCUCCGCCAUUGUGCUGGCGUUCACCCACCAUCGUCACACGCUGGCCAAGCGGUGCCGGGACACUCUGGCCUGGAUGCUGCGUCUGCUGUGGAGGGGAAGCGUGUGCCCCCGCGGCGUGCACGCCUUCGUCUUCUCCGAGUGCACCCACGGCAAGGCCGAGAGCGUGCUGGAGACCUUUGACCUCUACGCCGACGCGCACCCCUCCGCCUCCAUCGGACCCCAGCUGGGCGAGGCCUUGGACGCCAUCGUCUGGCGUGUCCGCCCCACUCGUGUCCUGGAACUGGGCAUGCAUUGCGGCUACGGCUCCGUUAGCCUGCUGCGUCUGCUGCCCCCUGCUGGUAGGCUGAUCACAGUGGAGCAGGACCCUGAGGUGGCCGACCUCGGGGAGGAAAUCAUCCUGGUGGCCGGAUUCAAACACGCUCAGUUCCAGGUGUUGACAGGUAAGUCCAGCGAGGUCAUCCCCAAGCUGCACUCCUACCUGGAACCCACACAAGGAAGUGGAGGCUUCCACCUGGUGCUGAUGGACCACGACACCAGACUCUACCUCCUGGACCUCCUGGCUCUGGAGAGAGAGGAGCUGCUCCGCCCGUCCGGCUGCUCCGUGGUCAUGAUCUUCAGGAACCACAUGGACAGAAGUCUGGAUGACCUGAAAGAGAUGGUUCGCAGCAGACCAGAUUGUUACCGCAUCAGGUCGCAGCAAGACGGGAUGCUGGAGAUCUUCUUUGAGGAGCAAAGCACCGAGGCAGGCUCCAGUAAAAUGACAGAUUGA